AUGUCUCAACAAAAGUCCGCUAUCAUUUCCGUCUAUGACAAGACUGGUUUGCUUGACCUGGCCAAGGGCCUGGUCAAGCAGGAAGUCCGUCUUCUCGCGUCUGGCGGUACUGCUAAGAUGAUUCGUGAGGCUGGAUUCCCCGUCGAGGAUGUCUCCGCCAUCACCCACGCCCCCGAGAUGCUUGGUGGUCGUGUCAAGACCCUCCACCCCGCCGUGCACGGUGGUAUCCUCGCCCGUGAUAUCGAGUCUGACGAGAAGGAUCUCGCCGAGCAGAAGAUCUCCAAGGUCGAUUAUGUCGUCUGCAACUUGUACCCCUUCAAGGAGACCGUCGCCAAGGUCAACGUCACCAUCGAUGAGGCCGUGGAGGAGAUCGAUAUUGGUGGAGUGACUCUGCUCCGCGCUGCGGCCAAGAACCACAAGCGUGUGACCAUCCUGUCAGACCCCCGCGAUUACUCCGACUUCCUCAAGGAGCUCGAGGCCGGCGAGAUCAACGACGCUAGCCGCAAGCAGUACGCCCUCAAGGCGUUCGAGCAGACUGCCGAUUACGACUCUGCUAUCUCAGGCUUCUUCCGCAAGGAGUAUGCCGGCAACGGUCUGCAGCAGAUCUCGCUGCGCUACGGUACCAACCCCCACCAGAAGCCCGCCUCUGCCUACAUGGCUCAGGGCCAGCUGCCCUUCAAGGUCCUCAACGGAUCUCCUGGCUACGUUAACUUGCUCGAUGCCCUGAACGCCUGGCCCCUGGUCAAGGAACUCAAGCAAGCCCUUGGCUUCCCCGCCGCUGCCAGCUUCAAGCACGUUUCCCCCGCCGGUGCCGCUAUCGGUGUGCCCCUGAACGAGAAGGAGCGCAAGGUGUACAUGGUUGAUGAUAUCAAGGAUAUCGAAACCUCCGGUCUGGCUCAGGCUUACGCCCGUGCCCGUGGUGCCGACCGCAUGUCCAGCUUCGGUGACAUUCUAGCCCUCAGUGACAUCGUCGAUGUCCCCACAGCCAAGAUCAUCUCACGUGAGGUGUCCGACGGUGUCAUCGCCGCCGGCUACGAGCCCGAGGCUCUGGCCAUCCUCUCCAAGAAGAAGGGCGGCAAGUACCUUGUCCUCCAGAUGGACGAGGAUUACACCCCCGCCCCCGAGGAAACCCGCACCCUGUACGGUGUCCAGCUGACCCAGCACCGCAACGAUGUUGUCAUCUCCCCCAGCAAGACCUUCAACACCGUCAUCACCCCCAAGAACACCACCUCCCUUCCUGAGGCUGCUCUCCGUGAUCUGACUGUCGCCACCAUUGCCCUCAAGUACACUCAGUCCAACUCCGUCUGCUACGCCCUGAACGGCCAGAUCAUCGGCCUGGGCGCUGGCCAGCAGAGCCGUAUCCACUGCACCCGUCUAGCCGGUGACAAGGCUGACAACUGGUGGAUGCGCUUCCACGACCGCGUCAUCGGCAUCAAGUGGAAGCAAGGCACCAAGCACCCCCGUACCGAUGCCGAGACUGCCGAGUACGAGCGUGUCUUCGAGGAGGUCCCCGCUCCUUUCACCCAGGAGGAGCGUGAGUCUUGGCUCGAGAAGCUCAGCGAGGUCGCUGUCUCAUCCGAUGCCUUCUUCCCCUUCAUCGACAAUGUCUUCCGUGCCGCUCGCUCAGGCGUCAAGUACAUUGCCGCUCCCACUGGCAGCCAGAAUGAUACCCCGGUCUUCGAGACUGCUGAGAAGCUGGGCAUCACCUUCAUCGAGCAGGGCACCCGUCUCUUCCACCACUAG
Penicillium coprophilum is the source of this 1743-nucleotide messenger RNA. Its product is annotated as phosphoribosylaminoimidazolecarboxamide formyltransferase/IMP cyclohydrolase. The record is from RefSeq and is a predicted model, not a curated record. The coding region runs from base 1 to 1743 and encodes 580 amino acids. Gene Ontology annotation, biological process: 'de novo' IMP biosynthetic process. Lineage: Eukaryota; Fungi; Ascomycota; Eurotiomycetes; Eurotiales; Aspergillaceae. Gene Ontology annotation, molecular function: phosphoribosylaminoimidazolecarboxamide formyltransferase activity; IMP cyclohydrolase activity. The transcript is spliced from 5 exons. Gene Ontology annotation, cellular component: cytosol.